CAAACCUAUUUGUGUGUCAUUCUGAGUUUUUAACUCGCUGUAGUCUUUUUAGGUUGACAGGAGCCGCAACAUUUCCCUUUGUCCAAUGGAAGCCUGGUGACGCAGCAAGGCAAUGGCAGGUAACAAGCCCGAGAACUUGAACCUCACCAUCAGGACAACAGAAGAAACUGAAUGCUGCAUGAAGGGGGUAGAAGGGACAGGAGAGGACUACAGAAGACUGAAACUAUGGCACCCACGUCCAGGGUUUUGACGGAUAGGCAUUAUAUAAUGAGAGAGCCAGUGUUUUCUAUGGAACAUAUGUCCAUCUUGAAGACGGCACAGCCACAGAAUCAACAUGCCAAAGCCAGCUACUGGGCCUGUGCUGUUCCCAGUGGUUUGCUUCCUUCCCCAGACAGGAACUCUGCUGGCUGGGCCCCAAACAAGGAGUAUCAGGCUCUGCUGGACUAUACCUAUCCUUUGAGGCCUGGAAUGGUGUCAGGGAUGAGUGCUCCCUCAAUACAAGCUCUUAUGGGUGGUGAUGUGGAUGAAAGAAUUCUGGCCUCUCCCAGACCAGCUGGAGGGCUUGCAGGUCCCGUCCCCAGGCAGGUGAGGGAGGUGACAGACAAACUCAACCAGCCUGUCAGCACCAGCUGGGAGUCCCAGGAACCAGACGCUGCCCCUGUCCUCUCUGCUGUCCCUCUGCCUGACCAGUAGGAGAUCAGCCAGCAUGAGCGUGACCCUCAGAAGAACUGGGCAUCCAGCUCAGGUCCUCAGCCGUG
Thalassophryne amazonica is the source of this 758-nucleotide messenger RNA. RefSeq names its product centrosomal protein 68 (gene cep68). NCBI's taxonomy places the organism in Eukaryota, Metazoa, Chordata, Actinopteri, Batrachoidiformes, Batrachoididae. The record is from RefSeq and is a predicted model, not a curated record.